This is a messenger RNA of Sorghum bicolor (sorghum), 5757 nucleotides long. RefSeq lists its product as uncharacterized. Lineage: Eukaryota; Viridiplantae; Streptophyta; Magnoliopsida; Poales; Poaceae. The coding region runs from base 527 to 5443 and encodes 1638 amino acids. Gene Ontology annotation, biological process: peptidyl-serine phosphorylation; peptidyl-threonine phosphorylation. Gene Ontology annotation, molecular function: ATP binding; protein tyrosine kinase activity; RNA binding. The transcript is spliced from 28 exons. Gene Ontology annotation, cellular component: cytoplasm. The record is from RefSeq and is a predicted model, not a curated record.
AUUAUCCCCUCGCUAAUUAUUUAAUAUAAUCAGAUUCGCAGCUAAUUAAAAUCUGGAGGAAGUAUAUCUUUCCCGCAAGGAAAGAAGAGAAGAAAAUAGAGGCGGAGAGCGAGGCGAGGAAGGAAGAAAUCGAAGAAAUCGAGGAGGGGAUUGGAUUGGACUGCGACUGUGGUUUGAUUCUCCCCCAACGCCGCGGUCCUCAUCCAGAGUCCAGACCGAAUCCCAAAUCCCUAAUCGUGGAAAGGGAUCCCAAAUCCGGCGUCCAGUCCAGUCCAACCUGUAGUUGAUACCCCACGCCGGCUUGGCUGUCCGUCCGUCCGUCCUUGCCCCCAAUUCCGAUUGACCGGAGAGGAGUUGGAUCAGGAGGGAGCAUUGGAAUGGCCGCCGCCGCCGCAUAGGAUGGAGCUGGAUUCCUCCGGCCGCUGCUCGGCUGCCCCCGUGGAUGCUGUGAUCGUCGCGAUUGGAGGUGGAGGCGAAGGUUCUCUUCAGUAAGAGCUUUGAAGAGCUGCGGUGUAGCUGGUUGCGUAUGGAGGAGAGUGGCGGCAGCAGCGGAAGGCGGGAGGACGCGGCGCCGCCGUGGAAGCCGAGCGAGGCCACUGCGUUCGCCCGUUUUGCGGCGGCCGCUGCUUCGCCGGAGGCGUCCCCGUCGGCCUCCGCCAAUGGGGCUGCUGCCCGCGUCAGCAGCCUUCAUGGGGUCAAGCGGAAAUCGUUUGUUGCAAGAUUGACAGCAGGCAUCAUUCAGACAUAUCUACAAUGUGAUCCUGAGUUUAAGUACUCAGAGGUUCUAAAUCCAAAACGCUUCCUCACCAAUCCCUCUACCCCAGCCCACAAUGAUGGGCUUGACAAUGCAAAUUGGGACCUCAUAUUGUAUGUCAACUUGGAGUUGGUUAAUAAGAUGUCAAACAGAAGGUUUAUUGUCAAGGAAAUGCUUGGGCAGGGAACUUUUGGUCAAGUAGUUAAGUGCUGGGACACAGAAACUAAUGACUAUGUUGCUGUGAAGGUGAUAAAAAAUCAGCCUGCAUUUUACCAUCAAGCUAUCAUGGAGGUUUCGUUAUUAAGAACGUUAAAUCAGAAAUUUGAUCCUGAUGAUCAGCAUAACAUUGUCCGUAUGCUUGAUUAUCUGUCGUUUCAAAAUCAUUUGUGCAUAGCUUUUGAGAUGCUGGGUCAAAACCUGUAUGAACUGCUCAAAAGGAAUCACUUAAGAGGUCUGAAACUGAAAUACGUUCAAGCCUUCUCAAAACAGAUAUUGGAUGCCAUGGUUGUGAUGAGAGAAGCUGGAAUAAUUCAUUGUGAUCUCAAGCCAGAAAAUAUCCUGUUAGCUCCCAGUGUCGCAACAGCUGCAGCAGUGAAAGUUAUUGAUUUUGGAUCAGCAUGCCUGGAGGGUAAAACAGUUUACUCGUACAUCCAGAGCCGCUAUUACAGGUCUCCGGAGGUUCUCCUCGGCUAUCCAUAUACUACUGCGAUCGACAUGUGGUCGUUCGGCUGCAUAGUUGCUGAACUGUUUCUAGGCUUGCCAUUGUUUCCUGGAGCGUCAGAAUAUGAUGUGCUUCAGCGAAUGAUGACAAUUCUCGGGGGCCAACCACCAGAUGAACUGCUAAGGGAAGCUAAAAACACUAUAAGAUUUUUUAAACAUGUUGGAAUAUAUCCUGGCAAUGAGGCACCUAGUGGUCUAUCUAGUGCAUACAGAAUUUUAAGUGAAGAAGAGGUUGAAGUGAGAGAUUCCAAGAGGCCAAAGAUGGGAAAGUGGUACUUCCCACACCUGAAGCUUGACAAACUCAUAUGUACCUAUCCUUGGAACAAUUCUGAACUGUCAGAGACAGAAAAAACAGAUCGUUUGGGAUUAGUUGAUUUCUUGAAGGGACUCCUUGAAUUUGAUCCAAAUAAGCGAUGGUCACCAUUGCAGGCUCUAUAUCAUCCAUUCAUAACAGGCGAAUCGUUCACUGGUCCAUAUGAGCCUGUACCCGAGACUGCAAGAAUUCCUGUUGCUCGUGCUGCAGCAAUUGAUCACAAUCCUGGAGGGGGCCACUGGCUACAUUCAGGUCUUUCCCCGCAGGUUGGAAGUGUGAACAGAUACCUUCCUCUGAAUAAUGCCUACCCUCCAAAGGUUCCUUUUUCAUAUGGGAGUAGUUAUGGAAGCUAUGGUAGCCAUGGUAGCUAUACCGGUAAUCCUGGUUUUGGUAACAGCUACGGAAGCACCGGUGAUGUUAAUACUAUGAAUAUGUAUUACUCACCCUUAGGUUUUUCUGGAUUAGCGCAAAUUGGCUCUAGUCCAGAUGUUAGAUUAAGGAUGCGUCUCCCACAUGAUAGAGGAAUUCGAUUGAGCCCUGGUAGUCUUGGGCCUAUGUCUCUUGGAGCCAGUCCAUCGCACUUUACGCCACCAAACUACCAGAUGCAAAUCCCAGCUAAUUCUACUGGGAAACAUGGUUCCGGUUCUCCUGCAAGUGGAGGCAUUCAUGGUUCUCCAUUAGGAAGAGCUGCAGCAGUGGGCCCAUAUAACAUGAGGAGGAAUUUGCCAAUGCCGCCACAUGAUUAUGUAUCUCAGCAUGGACAAGGGCGUUUUGGAGAUGGUGUCAGUUUCAGUCAUUCUGAUGCCUAUGCUCGAGGACAUACAGGCCACUCUCAUACUGCAGCAGGACCUAGUUCUUGUCAUUCUAGUUGGAGACCACAAAUAGGUCCAAGGAGUGGUAUUUCCUUAGAGGAGUCGUUUAGUCAUGUGCCUUCACAGGCUCCGUCACAAUCACUUGACUUUUCAGCUUCAUCAGAACUUGAUCCUGCUAAUUGGGACCCUAAUUACAGUGAUGAGUCACUAUUGCAAGAAGACAAUUCCCUGUCAGCUGAUCUAAGUAGCAAUCUCCACUUUGGAGAUGCAGGUGGCCAAGGGAGCGGAUCUAUCAGAUCAGCAAAUUUCCAAGGCCAUGUAUUUGCUGCAUCUAACCCUGUACCAACAAACCAAAGAGCAGAUCAAUUAUUUGAUGUGUCCUCGGAAGGAGCGAGUGCCCAUUCUAGUGUUCCCAUCAACUACGGUGGUUACAACCCUCCAAACUAUCCUCAGCAAAAUCUCCGUCCCCAUCAUGGACAGCCAAUUCUUCAUCAGCGAUAUAACCAGGCAACUUCCAGUCCAAUGCGGCCAAUGGGAAGCCAUCACAGUGGGCAGCCUGCAUGGUCUAGUAGUUUUGGCAUGGGUGACGGGGUGCCUUGGGGAGGAACAGGAGGGCACUCAUAUACGACAAGUGGGCUACCUUCAUCUCUUCCAAGAAAGGAUUAUGGGAGCAUCUUUUAUUCUGAUCACCACGCGACAUUUGCAGUUGCAGCAGCAUCGACAUGUGACGGUAGCGAUGCCACCUCGUCCGCGGAGCUGCUGGAUGAUCUCGACGGCGCCGUCGGCGAGCCGUCCUUGGGCUUCUUCCUCCCCGGCUUCCUCGGCGGCCUUGGGACGUCGGGGCACAUCGCCGACGCCGAGUCGUCUCGCCUGCCGGUGUUCUCUGAGGCCGCGCCGACACUCUGCUGGCGGCCGAGAUCAGUCAGACAUACAGAAACCGCCACAGAACGGGUGCCAGCGGCGCACACUUGGCAAGAACACGACACAGGCAGUCAGGCACGGCCGCACGGGAUCCUUCCUAAUCACGUGAAGGGAAACGAAGUGUGUAAUCUUGGAACUAAGCUCAGAGAUGCAUUUGCCGCCGCGCUGUCCCAGCUGUGUGUCAGAGAUACAAGGACGAUCCAUGGAGGAAACAAACAGGCGAUCGAGGAAGAAACAUCGGAAUCACCGUGGCCACAAAGUUCAGGAUUCAGACGGGAAAGAAAUGCCCGCUCACCGAAGAUCCCGGAGAUGGCCUUGAGGCCCUUGACGAUCCCUUUCACCUUGUACGCCAUUGGAGAUGCUGACAAGGAGACGAAUCUCAUCAGGUAUGUCUGCACCUGCAUGAUGGCACAGCUCAAGGACAGCUGGGACACGAGUGAAGUCGAACCGCUGGUCGUGCUUUAUCUCGUCUUCAAACAUGUUUUUCUGGUGGAAAGCCUGAACAGGGACAAGGAUGUCAUUCAAGUUGCCUGGUUGCCAUUCAUGUGGAACAACCUUGAGCAGUCUGGAGACGCCCUCAUUGACAAUCUCCCUAGCCCUGACCACCUCCUCCGCAACCGGGAUCAUCCGCUUGAUUGGGUCGGUACGCCUCGACCACGCCACGAAGCACGAGCCCACGAAACAAGCAGCACGGGCCGCAGGAUUUCUCCUCGAACGCAGCAGGGGCCAGCUCGCUUCGCUUCACCCCUCUCGGCGGCGGCCGGGAUCGCGCCGCAGAAGCCCCGACGGGCGACGGCGCUACGGACCGGAGUGCAGUUCGUCCCGCGUUUUCUCUGGUUCAGUGGUUCGCCUCCGCGCCGCAAGUUCGUAGAGAUGGCGACGAAGUCUGGAUACACACGCCCGCUCCCGCUCGCUGGGGACACCGCUCCUCCGCCUCCCAGCGCCGUCCUCUAUGUGGCCAACUGCGGGCCCGCGGUGGGAGUGACCGACGCCGACGUCCGCUCGGCGUUCGGCGCCUUCGGGGAGGUAGCAGGGGUCCAGGCCGCCGACGAGAGCGGCGCCCGCAUCAUCGUCCGGUUCCACGAGCCCGCCGCCGCGGAGGCCGCCAUGGCUGCGCUCCACGGGCGCCCCUGCGACCUCCUUGCGGGUCGCGUGCUGCACAUACGGUAUUCGGUGCCCGUGAAGCCAAAGGCUCGCCCAGGGGGCUCUGUACCGGUGGCUCUCGCGGCAUCGGAGCUCGGAAUCCCGGGGAUUUACAUGGUUCAGGAGUUCGUGACUGCCGCUGAGGAACAGGAGUUACUUUCAGCUGUGGAUAGCAAGACGUGGAAAAGACUGGCGAAGAGACGAGUUCAGCAUUAUGGUUAUGAGUUUCUGUACGAAACAAGGAAUGUUGAUUCAAAGCAGUUCUUGGGUGAAUUACCUACGUUUGUUUCAACCGUCCUUGAGAAGAUUGCUUCUUUUCCCGGUGUGAAGGACUGUACCACCAGCUUAGUUGAUCAAUUGACAGUAAAUGAAUAUCCUUGUGGUGUAGGUUUGUCUCCACACAUAGACACACACUCAGCAUUUGAGGAAAUGAUUUUUAGCCUUUCUUUGGCUGGACCUUGCAUCAUGGAGUUCAGGAAAUAUACUAAAGGCAGUUGGCGUGCUCCAAGUGUGGUCAAUGGAGUUGAUGAAGAUAGCAGUCAAGAGCCAGGAUGCAUAAGAAAAGCCAUUUUCCUACCUCCUCGGUCAAUGUUAUUGAUGUCAGGAGAAGGUCGUUAUGCCUGGCAUCACUACAUACCACAUCAUAAAAUUGAUGCAGUGGGUGGUCAAGUCAUCAAAAGGAAUUCAAGGCGGGUUUCUUUCACUUUCCGAAAGGUGAGGAUGGGUCCUUGUGACUGUGAGUACAAGCAAUUUUGUGAUUCUCAUAGCAAGAGAUGUUAAGCUGGAAAGGCUAACAUGUUCAAAACUGCUUUGCUGCUACAACCAUUGGCAAGUCUCAUAACAAACUGUCAGUAUUUUGUCUCACACAAUCAAAGUGGUCAGGAGCUCACCGACCAAACUCAUAUCAAGCAACAGAUGUGUGGGCAAAUGAAUAGAUAUAGAAUUGUAGGGAACUGUCAGUUGUAACUUUUAAACCUUGUAUCCAUCUCAUUUCGAGAUUGAAUUGCUUGAAUGAGCCUGUAGUUUGUCAUUGGUUUUCCUGAUAUCUCGAAACAACAAAGUUUAAAUUAUAUCCAUAUGAUGAAAAAAUGACA